This is a messenger RNA of Ziziphus jujuba (common jujube), 2423 nucleotides long. Its product is annotated as probable inactive purple acid phosphatase 27. The coding region runs from base 342 to 2276 and encodes 644 amino acids. The transcript is spliced from 13 exons. NCBI's taxonomy places the organism in Eukaryota, Viridiplantae, Streptophyta, Magnoliopsida, Rosales, Rhamnaceae. The record is from RefSeq and is a predicted model, not a curated record. Gene Ontology annotation, molecular function: acid phosphatase activity; metal ion binding.
UCCAAACAAUAAAUUUAAUUUUCCCACAUAAUCAAUUUAAUUCCUUUAUAUAUAAGCCUCAUAAAUUGUCCUACUUUUAUUAUCUGCCAAAUUUCUCAUCAAAAUCUCCUCCCUUGAUCAUUUCACCAUUCCAUAUUCCACAACUGCCGACAAAAUAAAUAAAUACAAUAAAAUCCCCUCCAAAAAAAUAAUAAUAAUAAAUUCCCAUGUAUUAAAACCUUGUUUUUCUCUCCCUUUUUAGUUACAAUCACAAUUUUCAUUUGGAGAGAUUUCUUAUUUGUUGUUUGUAAAUUUUCUUACUUUUUCCGUUUUUUUUUUUUUUUUGCUUCCUUUCUCUGAGUAUGGGAAAUUUUGCUUCGCGGGUUUUUCAGCUUUUCUUUAUUCUAUGGUUUCUGAGUUGUUCUUCAUCUUCUUCUUCUUCAUUGCACCCUUUGGUUAUGGACUCGAAAUCCAUACACCAAAACUACACAGCAAUAUCGGAGUUUCGGGUACUCAAUCGGAGAAUUCUUGAGCAGUGUCCUGAUCCGAAUCCUUAUCUGAAAGUAAAUGUAACCUCCAAGAACUCCAAACUUGGAGAUGAAGAAUUUGUUACAGUCACUGUAAGCGGUGUCUUGCUUCCUUCUGAACGUCAUUGGGUUGGCAUGAUAUCACCUUCUCAUUCCGAUGUGUCAAGUUGUCCUUGGAAUGCUCUAAUGUAUGCACAAACUGGCGACUUUAGUAAACUUCCUCUUCUGUGUCAUUAUCCUGUUAAGGCAAUUUACCUCAGCAAAGAUCCAGGCUACCUGAAUUGCACGAAGACUGAAUGCAAAAAACACAACAAAGAUGGCAAAUGCGAGGUGAAAACAUGCACUGGUUCAUUACAAUUUCAUGUUAUAAACAUCCGAACCGACAUCGAGUUCGUCUUCUUCGGUGGUGGUUUCGAAACUCCUUGCAUCUUUUCCAGGACAAAACCUAUCAACUUUGACAACCCAAAUAAGCCAUUGUAUGGACAUUUAUCAAGCAUCGAUUCCACUGGAACAUCUAUGAGAUUGACAUGGGUUAGUGGAGAUAAGAAACCUCAGAAAGUGGAAUAUACAGAUGGGAAAUCAAAGCUUUCAGAAGUUUCAACAUUUUCACAGCAUAAUAUGUGCAGUUCAUCUUUACUACCAAGUCCGGCAAAGGAUUUUGGUUGGCAUGACCCUGGAUUCAUUCAUUCAGCAUUGUUAACAGAACUUCGACCUUCAACCAAUUUCUCUUACAGAUAUGGAAGUGAUUCAGUUGGUUGGAGCAGUGAGAUUCAAUUCAAGACUCCUCCUGCGGGAGGAUCAGAGGAGCUAAAAUUCUUGGCAUAUGGUGAUAUGGGAAAAGCUCCUCGUGAUGAAUCUGCAGAGCACUACAUUCAGCCAGGGUCUCUCUCAGUGAUAAAAGCUAUGGCUGAAGAAGUAAAGUCUGGAAAUGUGGAUUCUAUCUUCCAUAUUGGUGAUAUAAGCUAUGCCACUGGCUUUUUGGUUGAAUGGGACUUUUUUCUUAACCUCAUCCACCCUUUGGCUUCUCGAGUUUCUUACAUGACGGCUAUCGGAAACCAUGAAAGGGAUUAUGUACAUACUGGAUCUGUUUACAUUACUCCAGAUUCGGGUGGAGAAUGUGGAGUUCCUUAUGAGACAUAUUUUCCAAUGCCAACCCCGGCAAAGGAUAAGCCAUGGUAUUCCAUAGAGCAAGCAAGUGUUCACUUCACUGUGAUUUCUACAGAGCAUGACUGGUCAAAAGAUUCUGAACAGUAUGAAUGGAUGAAAAAGGACAUGGCUUCUGUUGAUCGAUCUAAAACUCCUUGGUUAAUAUUUAUGGGGCACAGGCCUAUGUACACAUCUUCAAGUGGACUCACUAACGUUGAUCAAAAUUUCGUAGAUGAAGUUGAACCAUUACUUCUUGACAAUAAAGUCGAUUUGGCUCUGUUCGGUCAUGUUCAUAACUAUGAGCGAACUUGCUCAAUUUAUGAUGGUGAAUGUAAGGGAAUGCCUACAAAAGAUAAAACUGGGAUUGAUGUGUAUGAUCAUAGCAACUAUACUGCAACAGUGCAGGCAGUUAUAGGCAUGGCUGGCUUCAAACUGGACAAGUUCAAUCUUCAAAAUAGUUGGAGUUUAUCAAGGAUUCCAGAGUUUGGAUACUUUAGAGGACAUGCAACAAAGGAAGAGUUAAAGUUAGAGUUUGUAAAUGCAGGAACAAGAAAAGUUGAGGACAGCUUCCUAAUCACUAAAAAGAAAAAGCCCUCCAAUAGAAAAAUAAACAUGGGCAAAUAGAUGGACAACACACUCACAGAGGGAGCCUACAAGAAUCUCUUUCACUACAGUUUUCUUCUUUGUAGACUAGAUUUACAUCUUGUUUUGUGCCAAAUACAUAUAUAUUUUUUUUUCCAUAAAUCUCAAUGAAUUCUAGUUUUACUACCA